Molecule: messenger RNA, 423 nt
Organism: Paraglomus occultum
Lineage: Eukaryota; Fungi; Glomeromycota; Glomeromycetes; Paraglomerales; Paraglomeraceae
Source: the annotation of a GenBank genome assembly
AUGAUACCCGCACAAAAGAAGAAGAUUGACCUUACCUUGUUGUCCCCAGAGGAACAAAAGUUAUUCCGCCUUUAUGGUAGACUACCAGCACAAAAGACGGUUCUGAGUCACAGAUUGAAGGAACGUAAAUACUUUGAUUCCGGUGACUAUGCCCUAACGAAAGCCGGAAAAGCUCAAGGACCGGUUGGUUCGCAGCAUCCUUCCCCAGAAACGGUUCCUCACGCCAAUGCAAUGUCUGCUCAGAGUCAUAGUUCAUCACCUGUUAAAGAGAGCCAUCUUGUUCACGAGGCAACUGAAGACGGUAACAAAAUGGCAGAGGAUGGCAAGGUUAAAGAGGGGAACGACGCGGAAGGAGAUAAUCAAAUGGCUGAAGAUAACACAAUGGCUGAAGAUAACACAAUGGCUGAAGAUAAUAAACAAUGA